ACAUCCCGCGUCAAGAUUGUGCCUCCCGUGACGCCGACGGGUUUUUCAACAUUCCUUAACAAUUCACCUACAUGUCGUUAAUUAUCUGUGGGCACAACGCUUCCGCUGCUUUCGACCCGAGCAUAUUUUACUCUGCAAUAUCUCGCUCUUUUCUCACUGCUGACUGUGGAACCCCUUGCAAUAACAGCACCUUUCAAUCAUUGGUUACAUUUAGGACGCCGUACACAGCAUACACGAUACUCGCCGACUUUAUCGUAUUCGAUGAAUUGCAAGGGUUCAAUACUGUCCUGGGUCUACAAAUUUGGCAGUCUUGCGAAAGACUUAGUUGCACAAACUUUGUUUUGGCCAUACCCCGUAUUCAAUCCGCCCUUUGCAUACCGUUACCCCUUUUUCCGUCUCGGGCUUCGUUGGGCUCGGUUUCGUCACCUUCUGUUCCCUCUGGAGGCCCAUUCGGUUCGACCUUGUCUACACAUGUUACGACUCAAGCUGCAUUGACCGAUGGUCUCAUAAUAGCUGCACCCCAGUUGGCACACCGUCCUUCUGAUAAUAUAUCUGGGUCUUUUACACCCACUGCCUCGUCGUCUACGUUGACUGAUCAGCCCUGUGCGAGCACGUUCUGCAAACAUGAUGGUAUUUCUUCCGCGGAGUCAUUGACUGGUUCCUGUGCAACUGUAGCUUCGUCGUCGUCGUUGCCUGAUGAGCUCACUGUCAGCUUGUCGUCCAUGCAGUUGCUCCGCGCCUCGUUACUCUGUAAUUCAAUUACUGGUAUCCGGUGUUCUGCUUUUGUACAAGACAUUUCUUGUUUAACAAGGUCACUGCUUUGCUUACAAUGAUAAUAAUCCUCAUGCUUGUCGGGCCUUUGCCGCUGAUUUUACUUCCAAAUCCGAUUAUUAUAGGUCAAUUGCCGAUCUCGUUCGUUCUUCUAAAGCUUCAGAUCUUCCGGUGGACAAGCUUAAAAUUAUGCUGGAAUCUGUAUGCAUUAAAGAUAAUUAUCAGACCCGCGACACCCGUCGUCAAAUGUUACGCAGUUUACAGAGAUAUUUGUCUCGUGUGCAGAUUAUGAACGUUGAUGAGAGUAAAGUGUUACCGUCCCGCGCGACUGAUAUACUCACAGGCCUCGAUAAAUUCCCAAUAUCUGUUCUUCUGCUAUAUUGUCGGCAGCAUGGUGUCGAAGUUUCAAUUGCCACUGCUACGGUUACUCGCGUCCGUGAUCUGUUAG
Lentinula edodes (shiitake mushroom) is the source of this 1219-nucleotide messenger RNA. RefSeq lists its product as uncharacterized. Lineage: Eukaryota; Fungi; Basidiomycota; Agaricomycetes; Agaricales; Omphalotaceae. The transcript has 4 exons. The record is from RefSeq and is a predicted model, not a curated record. The coding region runs from base 72 to 833 and encodes 253 amino acids.